AUGAUGCUCGAUGUUGACCUUGACGUCUCUGAUCAUGCGCUAGAAGAAUUCUUUGCAGAGAGCGAAGAACUUCAGUCUAAACGCCCUCGUGACGACGACUCUUCCUCUGCUUUCUCCCACCCCCCCAAGCGUGCCUCCUCUCCCGCCCCUAGUGCAGUGAUGGCGGAUCCGAUGCAAGCUGAGCCUGAGGUCCCGCCGCCUCGUCCUGCUGCCUCUCUUCCGCCACGAGCCCCUCUGCCCUCUCGUCCGAGUGGCGGUACCCGCGCGGCGGUGUCGUCUCCGGCGUUGGGUGCGAUUGGCGCCCAGCAGGAAACUGAGUCUUCGGCAGACGCGCCGUUCCCUCCCCCCCCUCCGACAUCUGCCCCUGUCACCUCCGCUCCUGUCCCUGCUCCUGUUACCCGUGCUGCGGCUCUGCGUGCACGUAACGCCCUUCUGCGCCGUUACACUGACGCUGUCCUCGAGUCUGUCACCAGGGAUCCGGCGCUCACUGUCACCAUUCUGAUGGAAGAGAAGUUCGCAGCGGAAAAGCUUCGGUCUGCGAUUCAUCUGGCGAUCAUGGCGAAAUUUCGCGACGAACAGUUCCCCGGUGGCGUGAUCCCCCUCUACGAGACCUCUUCUGGCGAUCUGCUUAAGCUGCCUCGUGCUUCCUAUGGUCGGCAGCUCUACGCCUGGCCGACCGCCGCCGAUGCUCGUGUCUUCCGCGACUCUUUCCCCAUGCGUGUGCGCCUCGCUGACGGGCAAUUUGUUGAGCUUCGUGUUUUUCAGGAGACGUCUCCUGGCUUCGCCUCAGCGAAAGCACAGGGUGCGACGACGAUCCUGGUCCGUAACCUUCCGGAUAACUGUGACAUCGCCCGCGUGCGUGCUAAGCUUCUUUCUGGCAGGACCGGCGGGCACAAGUGGCUGGCCACGCUGGAGCAUUUUCAUCGUGUGAAAAAUCCGUUUACGGGUUUCGAUCUGCCUCAGUUCGCCGGAAUCGUCACGCCGGUCACUGGUGAUCCGGACUUCGCUUUCCUCCCCCCUGUCCUGCUUCCCCCUAACCCUCUCCUGGGCGAUCCCAUGUAUGUGCACCUGUCGUGCCAUACCUGCGCCAUCUGCGCCAGCAACCAUCGCACCAAUGAUCACGAGGUUACGCCUCUUGUUUCUGGUUCGCUUCUCUUCUGCAUGGUCUGCUCUUUGCCCCCUUCCCCCCUUUACGUACCUUCCGGCUCUGCUUGGCUGGAUGGUCGUCUAUCCUGGGCGCUGGGCCCCGGUCAGAAUCUUGGACAGACGCCGGCAAUCAUGGCCUUCCGUGCGGAUCCUGGUCUCCUGCUCAUCGGCAUGGAGUACGCUGUGGAGCCCUGGACCUGCUCCCUCUGUGAUUUCGUCUGUGGCCCAGCGUUGGAUAGCGCCCUGGACCAUCUCCGCUCGGCGGAGCACGUCUCCAAGCUCAACAGCCCGGAGGGUGUGGUGGUUCCCCGCCUCGCCCAAGGGAACCAGAAAGCGGCGCGACUGGUGCAGCACCCUACUGUCGCCGCCUUCCUGGCAUCUCAGGCCAUGGCCUCUGAGGAGUAG
This is a messenger RNA of Closterium sp. NIES-65, 1551 nucleotides long. Lineage: Eukaryota; Viridiplantae; Streptophyta; Zygnematophyceae; Desmidiales; Closteriaceae. The record is from the annotation of a GenBank genome assembly.